Molecule: messenger RNA, 576 nt
Organism: Staurois parvus
Lineage: Eukaryota; Metazoa; Chordata; Amphibia; Anura; Ranidae
Source: the annotation of a GenBank genome assembly
UUUAUGGUAUUCCCCCCCCAUUGCCGCUGCCGUCCUACCUGUUCCUCUGUCCAGUCUGCAGUCUCUGAUCAUCUCCUGUAGUUUGUCCGCAGUCUCUGAUUAUCUCAUGUUAUAUGUCUGCAGUCUCUGGUUAUCUCCUGUACAUGUACAAUGUCUGCAGUCUCUGGUCAUCUCCUGUACUGUGUCCACAGUCUCUGGUUAUCUCCUGUAGUAUGUCCGCAGUCUCUGGUCAUCUCCUGUACUGUGUCCGCAGUCUCUGGUCAUUUCCUGUACAAUGUCCACAGUCUCUGGUCAUCUCCUGUACUAUGUCUGCAGUCUCUGGUCAUCUCCUGUACUAUGUCUGCAGUCUCUGGUCAUCUCCUGUACUAUGUCUGCAGUCUUUGGUCAUCUCUUGUACUAUGUCCGCAGUCUCUGGUCAUCUUCUGUAGUAUGUCCGCAGUCUCUGGUAAUCUCCUGUAGUAUGUCUGCAGUCUCGGUCAUCUCCUGUACUAUGUCUGCAGUCUCUGGUCAUCUGUACUAUGUCCGCAGUCUCUGGUGAUCUCCUGUACUAUGUCCGCAGUCUCUGGUCAUCUCCUG